AUGACAUCAAAAAUUCCAGUUGUCGCAGACACAGGCUUGACUCGGUUGAUGAGGAGCAGGCCAGAAACCUCAAUCAUGAAGGCGGCCGCAGCACGUGUCAAGCAAAAAGGCCCGACCUCAUCCAGUCCAGGUUUGAUUUCGUCAAUCAGGGGCCCGCUAUGGGCCUUCGAUUGCAUGAGGAAGGUCAUAUGUGCCGAACAUGACGGACGAUCGUCCUCUGGAGAUCUAGCAGAGCCCAUGAAGUUGGUUCCGGAGGCCUUGGAGAUAUGGCGGAUGAAGAGAAAGGCUCAGCUGGCGGCAAUGUUGCCAUCGAGCCAACAUCAGCAACUUGACAACCACAUCCAAUGCAUUUCGAACGUAACUCUAGGAGCUGACCCUCCAGGGGCGAUAGAGCAACCUAAAGAUGACACGCUCGAGCUCGCUACGUCUGCAAAAUACGCUGUGGAUAUUGUUUGA
Messenger RNA from Cyclocybe aegerita, 456 nucleotides. The record is from the annotation of a GenBank genome assembly. NCBI's taxonomy places the organism in Eukaryota, Fungi, Basidiomycota, Agaricomycetes, Agaricales, Hemipholiotaceae.